Molecule: messenger RNA, 1798 nt
Organism: Cladocopium goreaui
Lineage: Eukaryota; Dinophyceae; Suessiales; Symbiodiniaceae
Source: the annotation of a GenBank genome assembly
CAGUGAUGUACCUUCCGUAGACGUCCAUGGUUGGAACUGCUACAGAGUUUCUUCGGGCAUGGAACCCAUUUCAGAGCGUUUCCUGGCGGAUUAUGCAGACACUGCGCAGAGAGGGCAAUCUGCUGGCACCGCACAGGAGCCAUUGACCUUGCCGCCCUCGGCACCUCCUGAGCUCCAGGAACACUUCACCCGCCUGGUGCAAGAGAAAAGGGAGUUGAAAGAUUAUGCUGACCGUGUGACGCGCGAGCUCAGAAGGUAUCAACAAUCUCGUCCUCAACCAGCAGCUACUCCGGAAGACGAUUUGCCUCUGCCACCAUGGGCAACAAAUAUGCAGAUGAUGUCUCCGCUCUUGUUCGCAUACGAGGAGCGGAUUGCCGAGCUCGAAGCCGUCAUCGAACGUUCGGUGAGCCUCGCGGAACAGGCGCAACUGCUGGCCAAAGAGAACGAUCAACUUCGGGGCGAGCUCCACGAGCGAACAGAGCAGCUUCGAAAUGCUCAGGUGCUCGGUGGCGUCUCAGGCGAGGUGCAAAGUUUGAACACCAAGGAGCAGCAGGAGGAGAUUCAGGAGUUGUACCGCCUGAGUGUUGAGCAAAAUGAGGCGCUGGCGCAACAGAAUCAGCUGUUGAAACUCCAGCUGGAGCGCAUGCAGCAGACACUGGCAGCGGGUCGUCAACAGGCACAGGAGGUGUACGUCAAGGCACAUGAGAACCAGAAUGCUCUGUCAGAGGAGCGGCAAAGAGGAGAGGUCUUGGCUCGACAACGAGUGGCUGCGGAGCAGAAACUGGAGGAGGUGACGGCUGAUUUGCUGGAGCAAAUGGGCAAACGUGAUGCUUUGGAAGCUGAGAUCGAAGCUCUUCGACACGAAGUUGACGUCCAGAAGCAAACUGCUGACAUCAAUCAGAAGUCCUUCUCCGAAAGGUGCGCCUUGGCAUUGGACGAGGAGGAGCGCUUGAAGGCGGAACUCGCAAGGUGUACCAAGAGUGAACGCGAAUAUCGACGGCAAGCCUUGGAGGCGCAGAAGAAUCUGGACGAGACUGCUGAACAGCUUCAUUUGGCACGAAAAGAACUCGAGUCCAGCAAGCAAACAGCCGAAGAGUUCUUGCAAAGUACAGAAACCUUGCAAAGACGUUUGCUUGACAUCAAAGAUAUGCAUGAAGACAAGAAAGCGCAACUGGCAGAGACAGAGGCCAAGUUGGCCGAGCUGCAGAUCGAGAAGGAUCGAUGGAUGGGCACUGAGGAGGCCACAAAGAAGCAAGCGGAGCGCGUGGAGGCGCGGCUUAGGGAAGAGAACAACACGCUCAAGAUGGAGAAGGAGCAGGAGUUUUCCAGCUUCAAGAGCUCGCAGCAGAGGAUCACUGAUGACCUCAAGAAGAGGUUGCGCCUCAGUGAACAGAGAGCUUCGGAGGCAGAAGCUAAGGUGAGCCUCUACGAGAAGCAGCGUGAAUGGGAGGCUUCCGCUUUGGAGAGACAGAGCACCUCACAUCGCGAAGAGAUUGAACGCCUUCGCAGCGAUUGUGAGGAAGCUCAACAGGCACGUCUUCGGCUGGAUCGGCACAACGCCGAGUUGCAGCAGCAAAACGCGAGACUGCAAGCGAAGUUGGAAGCGACUUCUGCCGAUACAAAGGAGCAGAACACCCGAUCAGCUGCAGAGCAGGCGAGCCUAAGAUCCCAAUUGCAAGCUGCAGAGCAAAGACUCACUCAGGUACAGGACGAGCUCAAAAGCGCCCUGACGAGGAAUCACACCUGCGAGGAGAAUCUCUUGAAAGCGCAAAGCGACUUGCAAGAAGAACGUCUCAGG